AUGUCGAAAUCCAACCUCACUCUUCAGAGUUCUGAUGGCGAGGACAUCGUCGUUGAGCGUGAGGUCGCAGAGCGAUCAAUCCUCAUCAAGAACAUGGUUAGCGAUCUUGGAGAAGAGGCCAUGGACGAGGCCAUUCCAAUUCCCAAUGUCAAUGCCGCUGUCCUGAAGAAAGUCAUCGAAUGGUGCACCCAUCACAAGCAUGACCCACCCUCCACCAAUGAAGACGACUCGGACUCAAGGAAGAAGACCACGGACAUUGAGGAAUGGGAUCAGAAAUUCAUGCAAGUAGACCAAGAAAUGCUUUUCGAAAUCAUCCUUGCUGCCAACUACCUCGAUAUCAAGGCCCUACUUGAUGUCGGUUGCAAGACCGUCGCAAACAUGAUCAAGGGCAAGUCACCAGAAGAAAUUCGCAAAACCUUCAACAUUCAAAAUGAUUUCACUCCCGAGGAGGAAGAUCAAAUUCGUCGCGAGAACGAGUGGGCCGAGGAGUAA
Molecule: messenger RNA, 492 nt
Organism: Exophiala bonariae
Lineage: Eukaryota; Fungi; Ascomycota; Eurotiomycetes; Chaetothyriales; Herpotrichiellaceae
Exons: 2
Coding region: 1-492 (163 amino acids)
Biological process (GO): mitotic cell cycle; SCF-dependent proteasomal ubiquitin-dependent protein catabolic process
Cellular component (GO): nucleus; cytoplasm
Molecular function (GO): cullin family protein binding
Source: RefSeq, a predicted model, not a curated record